UUCCACAUCGACAACGAUCGCCUUCUAGAACUGUUUUUCGAAAACUUCUGGCCUUCUUUUCCCAUCGUUUUGCCAUACUCUUAUCUACAAACCAGGCGUCUGAAAGAGAAUCAUGGCAUGCCAGUCUUGCUGCUCGUCUUGCAAUGGAUCGGCUCAUUCUACGCGCCCUGGGUGCCAUCGGAGCCUUAUCAUGAAGCAGCUCUCAAGGCAGUUGCUUCACCCACGCUUGAACGCACUCCAUUCAACGUCCAAUCGCUGAUGCUAUUUGCGCUCGCAGAGUUUUACUGCAAUCACAAGAGCCAGGCUCGCAAGAGGCUAGAAACAGCUGUUACCCUUGCCUUGGAACUUUCCAUGAACGAAAGGGACUUUGCCCACGCGUAUGGCGAAGGCGACCCUGUGCUGGAGGAGUCAUGGCGGAGAACCUAUUACAUGCUCUAUAUUGUGGAUCAGCACUUUGCUAUCGUCACCAACACCCCAUUCCACGCGUUACUGGCAGUGCCAAACAAUGUUGACUUGCCUUGUGAUGACGAGUACUACAAAUGUGGGCAAAUCCCUCCCGUGUCAACAUGGGCCGAGUACCAGCUCCGCGAGCUUGCAAAGAUUGAGGUAGUAUAUUCUUCAAUCACUUACUUAUAUGAUGCUGCCAUGGUUGUCGCAUUUAUCAUGAACACGUUUAUCCAUACCACUGUGAUAAACGAAGCUCUUGUUGAAAGUUGUGAUGCUAAAUUUGCUAUCUGGACGUCUUUGCUACCAUCAUGCAAGAAGGAUCCGCUUCUUAUGAACGGCGAAGUGGACGAGGUCAUGUUCAUGGCACAUAUGAUCAUCGCCAUCAUAAUGUCGACAAUUCAUCGGCCUUACUCGUCGCUAGGCUACUGUCCAGGUGAAAUGUCUACACGAGGCUUCAUAGCGCCCUCGCCCUUUACGCUCGUGCCGAAAGCUGGGCGUAAUGCACACACUGCACGCGUGUUAAAAGCCACAGAGAUUGCAACGAGGCUACUCGCAAUUCCUUGUGCUCUUGAAAGACACAAUCUAUUCACCACGUGCAUGACGGCACAGUUGGCUGCCGUACAGGUAGCUGCGUGCGUAUAUCUGCUUGACGGCCAUGCCCUUACUAUAGCCCGCGACCGUGUCAGCCUCAGUAUUGGCUUUCUGAAAACCAUGGGGUCCACUUGGCCUCUCGGAAAGAUAGUGGCAACGGAAGUUCGAACCAUUGCGCGCUUGAGUUUCUCCAAUACAAGCACCCAGCAUGUCGGAUCUAUGGGGGCAGAGCCUGUGGCUGCGGAAAUCGAAGUACCGCGCGAUGAGGUGGUAUCUCCUGUUGAUCCUUCAGCUCAGAUUGACAUCUACGCCGGUCUCACGCUUCCUGUCGAUUUGAGCCCAGCACCUUUUGGCUAUCCAAGUUAUUGG
Molecule: messenger RNA, 1407 nt
Organism: Bipolaris zeicola 26-R-13
Lineage: Eukaryota; Fungi; Ascomycota; Dothideomycetes; Pleosporales; Pleosporaceae
Exons: 5
Biological process (GO): DNA-templated transcription
Molecular function (GO): DNA binding; zinc ion binding
Source: RefSeq, a predicted model, not a curated record